Molecule: messenger RNA, 1252 nt
Organism: Drosophila ananassae
Lineage: Eukaryota; Metazoa; Arthropoda; Insecta; Diptera; Drosophilidae
Exons: 3
Coding region: 112-1188 (358 amino acids)
Cellular component (GO): cytoplasm
Source: RefSeq, a predicted model, not a curated record
AAACAGUGCUGUAAAACGAAGCUUGGGUCACAGCUGUUUGGACUAUAAAUUCUUAAUUAUUAUUUUGUUUCCUUUGUUUUUCUUCUUUUGUUGCUUGUGUUAAUAAUUAUUAUGGUUCUUUUGCAUAUUUUGUCCGUCCUGUGUCUUUUUUUCUCCAUCAAUGAGGCGAAAUCAAUCAAGAAGUCCCAUGCCAAUCUUCUGGAGCCCACUUUUGGUUUGGAUGACUGGCAAGGGAAGUGGUUUCCCUACGCUCCCGGAGAGCCGCACAUUCCGAAAAAUGUGCAACGUGUGCAGCCAACAACAGAUGAACCAACUACUCCGUCAUUCAAAGAUGACUGGAAGGGCAAGUGGUUUCCCUACGGACCCGGGGAACCCCACAUAAUAAAGAUGACGCCAGAGCAGAGGACGGAGGUGACGGAAUCAAGUACCACAGAGUCACCGACUACAGAGGAUUCUAAAGGAAAAUGGCAGGGAAAGUGGUUUCCCCAAGGACCCAAUGAGCCACACAAGUCGCAUCCAAAGGACAACAUACCCUGUGACGAUGGAAAAAGCAACUUGGCUGUGGAUUUCGAUCCAAACGACAUCCGAGACAGCCUCAACUAUCUGUGUAUCAGUAGCAAUCGCCGGUUGUUUGAGCCGAACCUUACCAGGGAAGCCAUUCUGACAGAACACUUUGUGCCCAGCGCCUAUGUUCCUCCUGCCAAGUGCCUCAAUGAGACCAUCGACUACACCCACCUUCCUGCUACCAAUGGUGCCUAUCGCCCUUUGCCGGCGGAGUAUGGUGCCUACAGCUACUUGCCUCCUCAACGGUAUCUGCGCAACCUGGCUGAAGGUGCCAUUGUGAUGCUCUACCAUCCCUGUGCCUUCCCUGGUCAAGUGGAGCAACUGCAGCACAUCGUUGCCGGCUGCCUGUAUCGGCAUCUCAUCUCUCCAUCUUUGAGUCUCAGGCCCGAUAGGCCACUUGCCUUGUUGGCCUGGAGCUGGAGCCUAGAGAUGUCCGUGGUGGACAAGCACCUGGUGUCUGAUUUCAUCCAGAAGCACGCCAAGAAGGGACCACUUGCUGUGGAGGAGCUUUCUCGCGUGGUGGACAAGCGAGAGAAGUACAAGGAGGGCCUGCUGACGGAGGCCCGCUUGGUCACCACGGCGGAUGACUACGAGUUGUGCGGUUAUCUCCAGGAAGAGAUGUAAUGGGGUGUCAUAUACAUGUUAACUAUUAUUUUAAUAAACUUCGAAUAAUUGGACAAUAAUAAAA